This is a messenger RNA of Rhea pennata, 2363 nucleotides long. RefSeq names its product ubiquitin specific peptidase 49 (gene USP49). The record is from RefSeq and is a predicted model, not a curated record. Gene Ontology annotation, cellular component: cytoplasm. The transcript is spliced from 6 exons. Gene Ontology annotation, biological process: protein deubiquitination. Bases 113 to 2206 code for a protein of 697 amino acids. Lineage: Eukaryota; Metazoa; Chordata; Aves; Rheiformes; Rheidae. Gene Ontology annotation, molecular function: cysteine-type deubiquitinase activity; zinc ion binding.
UGCCAAGACUCCUUUGGCUGAAAUGGGGAUGUUCCAAGCCCUGGACAUUACGUUGCGAAGGAAGGAAUGUUUAAGCAUGACUCAGUCAAAGCAGCGAAGACUUCUGUAAGACAUGGAUAGAUGCAAACAUGUUGGGCGACUACGACUCGCCCAGGACCAUUCUAUCCUGAACCCCCAGAAGUGGCGCUGUGUGGACUGCCAGACGACAGAAUCUAUCUGGGCUUGUCUGAAAUGCUCCCAUGUAGCCUGUGGGAGGUACAUUGAAGAACAUGCACUUAAACACUUUGAAGAAACCAGACAUCCAUUGGCAAUGGAAGUUAAUGAUCUUUAUGUCUUUUGUUACCUUUGUGAAGAUUAUGUCUUGAAUGAUAACCCAGAGGGAGAUCUGAAAUUGCUAAGAAGUUCUCUUUUGGCAAUUAGGAGUCAAAAACAUGAUCCAUCAACAAGAAGUGGUAGGACAUUGCGAUCAAUGGCUUUUGGAGAGGACAUGUGCAGCCAUCAAAGGACCCCUCAGGGACAGCCUCAGAUGCUUACGGCUCUCUGGCACAGGCGCCAAUCUUUGCUCACAAAAGCGCUGCGGACCUGGUUUGGUAAGAGCUCCAGAGGCCAGCUAAAAUUAGAACAAAAGAAACAAAUGGAAGAGUUGGAGAAAAAGAAGGAAGCAGCUAGGCAGCGGCGGCAGGAGAUGAAGAGACAACUUCUGGAGGAGUUAGCAAACACCCCUCCAAGGAAGAGUGCAAGGUUGCUGUCUCAUGUGCACAGAGAGAACUUGAUUCCAAGGAAAUUCAGAGAGGUGGCAACCACUUCCCCUACCUCAAGGCGAAUACAGAGCAGCAGAUUCAAACAAUUUUAUUCCAUACGGCGUAAGCCUCUGAUGACUCCCGGGGUGACGGGUCUAAGGAACCUGGGAAACACAUGUUAUAUGAAUUCUAUUCUGCAAGUGCUAAGUCACCUCCAGAAAUUUAGAGAAUGUUUUCUGACACUUGAUCUCUGUGAAACAGAAGAACUCUUAGCCAAAACUGUGAAUGGGAAGUCUAGGAUGCCUGGCAAAUUGGCAAAUGGAUCUGCUGCUAAUGAGUCAGGAAAGACUGAUAAAGUAGGCUCAUAUGGCGCACACAGCUUGCCAGCUGGCUUAAAUGGUGGCUCCUCAAUAAGCAGGAGUUUAGAACUAAUACAACCCAAGGAACCAAGUUCAAAGCACAUCUCCCUCUGCCAUGAAUUGCACACCCUCUUCAGAGUGAUGUGGUCUGGCAAGUGGGCGCUCGUGUCCCCAUUUGCCAUGCUGCACUCUGUGUGGAGUCUGAUCCCAGCAUUUCGAGGUUACGAUCAGCAGGACGCUCAGGAAUUCCUAUGUGAGUUAUUGGACAAAGUGCAGCAGGAGCUGGAGUCGGAAGGAACAAAACACAGGAUCCUCAUCCCUUUCUCACAAAGGAAGCUCACGAAGCAGGUCCUGAAGGUGGUGAACACCAUUUUUCAUGGGCAGCUACUCAGUCAGGUCACCUGUAUAACAUGCAACUACAAAUCCAACACCGUUGAGCCCUUUUGGGAUCUUUCCCUGGAAUUUCCGGAGCGCUAUCAUUCUAUUGAGAAAGGGAUUGUCCCUGUUAACCAGGCAGAGUGCAUGCUGACAGAAAUGUUGGCCAAGUUCACGGAAACUGAAGCUCUGGAAGGGAGGAUAUAUGCAUGCGACCAAUGCAACAGCAAACGACGAAAGUCUUCUCCUAAACCUCUUGUUUUGAGUGAAGCUAGAAAACAGUUAAUGAUUUACAGACUACCUCAGGUCCUCCGACUGCACCUUAAACGAUUCAGGUGGUCUGAACGCAAUCACCGUGAGAAGAUUGGGGUCCAUGUCCUCUUUGACCAGGUAUUAAACAUGGAACCUUACUGCUGCAGGGACUCUAUCUCCUCUCUUGACAAAGAGACCUUUGUCUAUGACCUCUCCGCUGUGGUGAUGCAUCACGGGAAAGGGUUUGGCUCAGGACACUACACAGCAUAUUGCUACAACACGGAGGGAGGUUUUUGGGUCCACUGCAAUGACUCCAAACUGAAUGUAUGUAGUGUGGAGGAGGUGUGCAAAACCCAGGCCUACAUUCUUUUUUACACGCAAAGAACAGUACAGGGCAAAGCAGGAAUCUCAGAAAAACAACUCCAAGCUCAGGUGCCAUCCAAAAACAGCGAUAAGGACGGAAGACUGACAUUUCCAUGAUGGGAAGCACUAUAACUCAAUCAACAGUCUCAGUUUUUUAAAACUAUGGGUGUUCACAUCUUUCCUCUAUAGGAAAAAAGACUUGCUGCAGGAAUGGAUCAGAUCAUGAUGUUUGCCACCCAGGGUCUGGAAAAGUCUUAUCAAGCUGUGCAGUUCU